Molecule: messenger RNA, 13123 nt
Organism: Peromyscus californicus insignis
Lineage: Eukaryota; Metazoa; Chordata; Mammalia; Rodentia; Cricetidae
Gene: Topaz1
Product: testis and ovary specific TOPAZ 1
Exons: 20
Coding region: 8080-13047 (1655 amino acids)
Biological process (GO): spermatocyte division; spermatid development
Source: RefSeq, a predicted model, not a curated record
GUCACAUUAGGUAUGUUUUCUAGGUUAAAUAGGACACAGAGGAAAGUGACUGAUGAACUUUGCCAAUACAAGGUAUGAGAGUCCUUCAAAUUUCCUGCUUCAUAGAAAAGUUUGCCCGAUAUUUUGGGCCUGUAGGCUGAAGAUGGAUGCCCCAACAUUGCAAAGGAACUUUGGGUGACUGUCCAGACAGCCAGAUGCCUCUGUUGUUAAGUAAUGUUAAUUCCUUCUGGGUCUUUGAUGGAGUUGGAGACUAAAUAGUUAUAGUUGCAGUUUUCCUUAGUUAUGAUAGAAAGUAAAUUAGGUGUAAAACUUUUGAUUCACUAAGAUAGGAUAGAUAAUGUAUUAUUUUCUCUGAAUAUGCUAAGUAUAAUUGGACAGAAUAUUGUAAAUGUAAUUCUUACUUGAUAACUGUUUUUGUUGUGUGUAGUUUUACUUACUAUGUAAAGUUAAAAUCUUUCUUUUUAUUUAGACAAAAAGGGAGAAAUAUUGUAGAAUAUUGUUUUAAGAUGUGUUAUAUUUGUUUAUGCUGUGGAACAUUUGUUUAAUGAUGCAAAGAUAUAUUGUAUUCUAUUGUGUUACAUUUAUUUAACUCUGUGAAGCUGUGUUACUCUGCCUGUCUAAAACACCUGAGGAUCUAAUAAAGAGCUGAACAACCAAUAGCGAGGCAGGAGAAAGGAUAGGCAGGACUGGCAGGCAGAGAGAAUAUAUAGUAGGAGAAACCUGGGAGGAAAAGAACAAAAAGCAAGCGAACAAGGAGAGGAGGAUCCUAGAGACCAACCACCCAGCCACACAGCCAGCCACGGAAUAAGAGUAAAAGUAAGAUAUACAGAAGAAAGAAAAGAGAAAAGCCCAGAGGCAAAAGGUAGAUGGAAUAAUUAAAGUUAAGAAAAGCUGGCAAGAAACUAGCCAAGCUAAGGCUGGGCAUUUAUAAUUAAGAAUACCUCCACAUAUGAUUUAUUUGGGAGCUGGGUGGCAGGCCCCCAAAAAGAGCAAAGAUUAAAAAGAGUAAAAACCAACCAACAAUAGUUCUCUCAUUAUGAACUUAUCAGAUCAAACUUCAAAGUCUUACUACACUCCACCUGGAGCUGCUGCGGUUUAGACAGACCAUUGUUUAGGAAGGGUCAAAGCAGAAACAGAGACUAAAUGCUGGUGUCAGCUUAGGCUGUUGUGAUAAUGAUGUGAAAUGCUUAUGUCAGCACCAGUUACACGUAUCAAGAGUUAAUUUUGUAAGCCUUCUUUGUCUCAUUUCCACAGCUUCUUACCUGUUUCCUGCCUCUUACACCUGUGGUGAGAACCUGCUGCCCCGCUCAUCAGGAGGCUGUGCUUGUACCUGAUGGCCACAUUAUAUAACUCACAAUACAGCAAUGAUAUUCUAACAGCUUCAACUUGUGGAACAUUUUUGUAUUUUUCAAAACAUCUGAGUCUCAUUUUUAUGAUUCUAAGUAUUGCUUGUUCACAUCUUCCUAUUAUGUGUAACAACUUGGAGAAUGUUGGAAGUUUUGAUAGGAGGGUACUAGGUAACACAGAGGUAGGCAGUUUGUUUGGUGUCACAUGACCACAGUGCUGUCUCAGUAUACUCAGUUUACUUUUAUUUUAAUUUUUUAAGGAAAACAUAACAUGGAGACUAUGAAUUAAUGCACAUAGCAUUGAGUAUUACCAGCCACUAAGUCACAGGAGAGAAGGUAAGGGAUAUGUGUCUCCCACUGGGGAAAAAACAAAACCAAAACAUGCACUGCCACCUAUAACAUCUUAAAAAAAAAAAAAGAACCUGAACAAAGUUCGUCUCUAUAAGUUCAGAAAACAGAAUUAAAUUACAAAUGAUCUCAAAAUAAUUCAGUCAAUCAAAUCCAGUCGGUGGAAGACUUUAUAGAGGAAAUAACUACCUAUCUUCACACUGCAGCGAGAGAGAGAGAGAGAGAGAGAGAGAGAGAGAGGAAAGGAGGCGGGGGAGAGAGAAAGGUAGCAAGCUGUAGGGUUAGAGAGGCCUAAAGACUUUUUAAAGAAUGGCUAUUUAUCUACUUGUAUGUAUAUGUGUGAGUGUACAUGUAUGGGCAUGUGCAUGUCACAGCUCACAAGUGAAGGUCAGACAAUAAUUAAAAAUACAACAAAAUCCUUUUGUAAAGAAAAGAAAUAUUUUUUAAAAGUUCAGGUAGCAAGAGAAUGUCAUAAAGAACUAGAAAGAGGUUAAUCUUUACUACCAUUCUUGUUUUCAAUACAGUUUUUGAAGGAGACCCUGGCACAAGUUGGGGGGGUGGUCCCUCCCUGACCUGGAUGAGGCACAAACCACCCAAACACCUGUUUUCACAGAGAGAUCCUUCACUAAUAGGGGAAGAAAAGUUAAAGUGGCUGCUCUCUGACUCAGGCAGAAAAAUAGCAGCAAAUGACGUUGCAGAUGUAAUUUUUAAGAAGAGAGAAAGGGGAGCUCUGUGUUACAAUGAGCUAGGAUGCGGUGGUAUGUUUUGAUUGGGUGUGUUAGUUAGGUGAAUCCAAGGAGGCUUUUGAUUGCUGGACUUCGAUACUUUGAUAGCUGGACCUUGGUAGUCAGCCUUAGGAGGAGGAAAUGGCCAAAUAAGGGAACAGACAUUAGGAGCUAGCUUUAGGAAUGUAAUCUAAUGGUUUUUUAGCAAGGCUGAGGGAAUUGGGGAGAAGGGCAAGACCUACCAGAGCUACAUGCUUGAGUGGGCUAGUGUCCCUUCAGUUUUUUUAUGUUUAUAUAAUUUUUAAAGAUUUUUAUAUCUUUAGUUACAUUUUAAUAAUUUUUAAUUAUAUGUGUGUUAUGUGACUUCUCCUGGGGAGACACAACACAUACAUUUACUCACCCCAGAUAGUGAGCCCAGGACAGACCAAAGUGAACCUGGAUUCCAAAUCUAGAUCCCACCGAAGUCCAACAUGAUGUACCAAUUAGUUUUUUAGUGGAGUUACUUACAAGAGCAGAAAUGACUCACAGACAGCUGCAUCACCAAAGUCCCACCUCAGCGUGGUGACAGCUCACAAAGCUGGGAACCUGGAGCACACUGCACAGCCUGCAGGCAGCUCAGCAGGUUGGAGAGUGUCCUCUCCAGGAGGCUCCGUUGACCUGAGUCCCUUCCAGGCAGCUUGGCUUGUAUCUGCUUCUUCCAAGCUGCUUGGCUGAUCUGAGUCUUCUCUGCAGUUUGUCUUGUCUGAGAGUGAGUCUUAGAAGUUUUUGUUUUUUACUCUUGGGAAAGAGGGUCAGCUUCAGGGGCUCCCAGAAGUCAUUUUGAGUUGUUUACUUUCUCUCUUAAAGUAAAUGCAGGAUGAAAUGUUUUAAUCUAGCUCUUAGAUUCUUUCUAUUCCCUCUUCCACAAUGAUCUCUGAGCACUGGAGGGGCUGACUAUAUGACUCCUGUGCCACAGCAACAGGAGUAUCACCAGUGGUUUUGAGUUGAGGCUGACAACGGUGAUCAAUGGACAUAAACACAAAUGUUUGUGUUUGACAGGCAUAUCACACCCAUUUGAUAAACAGCAGCAGUGGCUUUCUCAUUAGGGCCUCCUUUAUCAAUAACCCCUAGAGAGGUAACUGACACCUGGUACUGCGAAUUUCAAUCAAUAACCAUAUGGAUUUUGGUAGUAUCUGCUUCUCCCCUUGCAAGAUACCCUUGCUUACUCUCUGUGAACGUAUUUAGGGUGCACUCACAGGUCUCUCCAAUGGCUUUCCAAUCUUCAAAACAUUCAGAGAUUAUGUUAUCUAUAUAACAAAACCUUUUUCAGAGGAUGAGCAGGGCAACAUAACACCCUGAACCACAAUCUCACACCAAAUAGUAAGAUUACAAAGAUAACUUUGAUCAAGCACUCUGAAAACCCAUGUCAUCUGUUCUGAGCAAGUGUCAAGUGAUCCUAGAAAUUCGCAACUAAGAAGAUACUAAAGUGGAACAUAAGCAAGGCCUAAUACAGCAUAGAAAGGUCCCAUCCACUUGUAUCAGUUGCUUCCUCCACAGAUCAAGGUUGAAUACAAAAGCAUGGAUAGGAACCUGUAAUUUAAUUGGCUCUCUGUAAUCCUCAGUCAUUCUCUCUGAGCCAUUACAUUUCCAUAUCCCAGAGCUCUUCCAUGAUGACUCCCUAUACUUCACCCCUGAUUAAUUCAGUGGGCUUGGCUUAAUCUGAUCAACUCUACCACCUAGGGCUAAGGGAGAAAGUGGUCCUCCUCACCCCUGCUGCAUUUGCUGGCUCCGUGGGUUGACACAGUAGCUGUUGCCUCCCCAUUUACCACACCUGGUUGUUGGGGGAGUUCCUGGCUGGGCAAACCAUCUCCACCCCUAGCAUAACCUUUUCCUAAAGAGAAAUGUACCCUCCUUAGUCUGGGGGGAUAAUUACCCACCCCUGGGACAGGCUUGAUCAUCUGCGCCUGUAUUACUCUAUCCUGAACAUCUUCUGUGAACUGCUCCUCAGGCUUUGAAGCCUUCUAGACCCUCCUUAGCACAGUUGGCUUUCUAUCAUGUUUUUCCAUAGGAACUCCAGCUUGACACAAAUUUUGCCACAUUUGUCUUCAAGUAAUCCAAACAGACUUCUUCCUCUGCUUUGCCUUUUUCUUUUCUUCUCCAGGUUGCUCUCUCUCUUUACAGACACUCUUUACAUGCUGGUCUAAGUCACUUAGGUUUGCCAAAGCCUCUUCUACUUUAUAAAGAGCUUUCCUCACAAAAAGAGCCCAGCAAAGCUGCCAAAGCUCCAAACCAGCCAUGAGGUCCUUGUUGAAUCUCUUUUCUUUAACACCCCUGUGAACAUAGUUCUAUAGGACCCAGUGAAUUGGCAUUCAAAUACAAAUUCAAAUUCCUAGUUCCCUCAAUAGCACCUAUCCCCUGCCUCCAGCCCUGGAUAUUUAUGGGGACCUCAGAUGGAGAUUAAAAACUAUUCCUAAUGGCUCUGAUAAGCCAGUCCAUCAGGGACCAAUGUCCCUUACACUGUCUCAGGUUUAUACAGCCCUUGCCUUAAGGAGGAAUGGACAGUAACAUUACUCAGUUUUUCUGACUCCACAGCAGUCAGACUGAUCCUAUUAACUCCUGUGUCCCACAGUCUCACAAGCUACACUGUGACAGGCUCUUUCACUAAUUGUUUUAAAGACUUCUCCAGAGCUGGGUGAUGGUGGUGAAUGCCUUUAAUCCCAGCACUUGGGAGGCAGAGGCAGGUGUAUCUCUCUAAGUUCGAGGCCAACCUGGUCUACAAAGUGAGUUCCAAGACAGCCAGGGCUACACAGAGAAAUCCUGUCUCGAAAAACAAAACAAAAAAAACAAAAAGACUUCUCCAGUUCCAGCAGUUUGGAUGCUGAAUGUUUCCUGAUUACCCUAGUUUCUUGUAUGGAGCCAUUGUUAAGGUUUCCAUCUAUAUGUUAGGUCACAGAUUUUUCUGGCCUCCAUGGGCACCAGGAAUGCACAGGUGCCUUAGUCAGUGUUCUAUUGCUGUGAAGAGACACUAUGACCACAGCAACUCUUACAAAUGAAAGCCUUUAAUUGAGGCUUGCUUACAGUUUCAGAGGUUUAGUCCAUUUUCAUCAUGGUAGGGAGCAUGGCGGCACAGAGACAGUGCUGGAGAAGUAGGCUGAGAGUUCUACAUCCGGAUCUUCAGGCAGCAGGAAGAGAGAAAGACUCUUGGACAUGGGCUUUUGAGACCUCAAAGCCCACCCAAGUGACAGACUUUCUCCAACAAGGCCACAUCUACUCCAACAACACCACAACUCCUAAUCCUUCUCAAGUAGUGCCAUUCUCUGAUAACUAAGUAUUCAGAUAUAUGACCUAUGGGGGCCAUUCUUAUUCAAACCACCACAUGGUACAGAGACAUACAUGCAUACAAAACAUCCACACACAUAAAAUAAUAAAAAGAAAAUGGUGUAGUAUUAUGAAGAAGGGAACUUCUGAGCCCUCCAGAUGUAAAGACAAGUGCUGUGGGAUGUUCUGUAUAGCAAAUGUGUUGCUCUGAUUGGUUGGUAAAUAAAACACUGAUUGGCCAAUGGUCAGGCAGGCAGGAAGUAUAGGCGGGACAAGGAGGAGAAUAAAGCUGGGAAGUGGAAGGCUGAGUCAGAGACACUGCCAGCCGCCACGAUGACAAACAGCAUGUGAAGAUGCUGGUAAGCCACAAGCCACGUGGCAAGGUAUAGAUUUAUAGAAAUGGAUUAAUUUAAGCUGAAAGAACAGUUAGCAAGAAGCCUGCCAUGGCCAUACAGUUUGUAAGCAAUAUAAGUCUCUGUGUUUACUUGGUCGGGUCUGAGCGGCUGUGGGACUGGCAGAUGAGAGAGAUUUGCCCUGACCGUGGGCCAGGCAGGAAAACUCUAGCUACAGACAAGGGUAACAGAAAGCUUUCCUGAGAGGUUGCAUGUCAAAAAGGGGUGAAUUGUAGUUUUCCAGGCAAACAAGUGAGGAACAAUUUUAAGAACUCAUGCAUAGAUAGGCACAAGUAGAGUACAUGUGAUCUGGGGAAUUCCAGUUGUAGUUCAAUGUGGCAUAAGUAAAAGCCAUGUGUGGUGUUAAUUUAUUUUAAAAGGCCUGUCUCACAUACAGAUGUGAAAAUGUGUUAAGGAGUCUAUUUCUCUCAUCAAGUAUAUUUUAUAACUACUAGUUCACAGCUUAAGAAUGAAGAACAAACACAUUUAUGGAUCAGGAUUAUUGAAGUAGUUAAGGAAACAAUUUAAUUAUAAGUGGAAAUUACUUUCUUUGCAAUAGAAUGGGAAAUCAAUUAAACUUUUAGAAAGAAUUUACAUGUGUAUAGACUAUUAUUUUGAUUUUCUGUCAUGUAUCACUUACAUAGCUGUUUAAAAAGGAAAACAAGCCAGGCAGCGGUGGCACACAUCUUUAAGCCAGCACUCAGGAGGCAUAAGCAGGCGGAUCUCUGUGAGUUUGAGGCCAGCCUGGUCUACAGAUAGAGUUCCAGGGCAGCCAAGACUACACAGGGAAACCCUGUUUCAAAAAAAAAAAAAAAAAAAGAAAGAAGAAAAGAAAAAGGAAAUGAAAAAGAAAGAAGGCUCCCAUUAAUUCUCUGUGGUGGCUCAGGCCUACAGUUCCAGCACUUGGGAGGCAGGCAGGACAAUCACCUAAGUUCAAAGCCAGUCUGAGCUACAUAGUAAGUUCCAGGCCAGCCUGGUUGAGCAAAACAACAAAGCUCAAUGAAUCAGCAACAACUGGAAGUGUGCCUGUUUUGCAUUCUUUUCCAUUAAAGGGUACUCUCGUCUUACAAGGGUUGUAAGACAAUUAAUAAUUAAAUAUUCACAAACAGGCCACAUUAGACAGGAUCCAAAGUAACACAAAAGGAGUUUAAACUCCACUCUAAUCUUUAAGCAAAGGAAGUUCAUGAAGGGUCAAGGUAGGGGAUGCUAGGAUCCUUUCAGUGGAGAGGCAUGGCCCGGCAAGCUGGUCAAGUUUGAACUGGUACAAGGAUAGAGACAACAAUAAAAUGUAGAUGUGUGAUGCUGUAGGUCAAAGUCUGAGGGCCAGAGCCACAUUAACGACAAUGGGAGAGGAAGAGAAGUAACAAACACAGAAAGUGGAAUCAAGUAGACUUGGUAAAUUUAUGUGCAAGGAAUCCAGAAGAACAUUUAGAAGUUUCUAUCCACUAACCGAAGAGAAGCGAUCUUUUAGAGAAAUAAAUGGUAUUUUGCAUGUCUGCAGCUGGUGUGUCCCUGGGCUAGCUGUGUGAAAGUGAAGGUAUUGGGAAGAAAGCGACGGUGGGCUCCCAGGAGACUAAGAGUUAGAAGCCACUGGCAGACAACAGUUAGUCAGGGUGAGGAGUGGUUGCUGGGAGAAGGCGCCCAGGCACCUCCAGAAGUUCAGGUCUGGAGGAAGGAGAGGGAGGCCGAAAGGGGCACAACAACAAACCCGUGAAAUGAGGCCCUGUCACCUCCAGGUGCAGCGAAGGUCCUUCGAGGGAGCAUGUGGUCAGGCGGACCGCGAGGCCCCCAGCCGGUUGCACCCAGCCGAGCCCAGCGGCUUCACUUCCGCUUCCUGCUGAGUCGGGUAGGCGGCGCGCAGCCAGACCAGGCCCAGGGCGGGCAGUAGUCUGUGUCCUGCAGUAGAGCGGCGGUCUCAGGCCUGGGGGCUUCUAGGCUUCCGAGAGCGGCUGGGUGGGCGGCGGCGGGCAAAUGCGGCCACCAACGCCGCCCCCAGGCCCCACCACGGCCCCAGGGCGCGAAGGCGAUGCCCGAGGCCUGAGGAAGCGAAGCCUUCCCCUGACGCCAGAGCCAGGCGAGGUGGGAGGCUGCAGGCUUGAGGCCAAGGGGCUCGAGGAGGAGAGCAGGCAGAAGAGGAGAGUGGUGGCCCAGGCUUCUGGGAGAGAAGAGACAGAAGGUGACAAGUUCGCCAAAGAAAAAAGAAAAGUUACUGAAGCCUCAAGUGAUGAUCCACCACCAGGGACUGACCUGGUAAGAAAGGCAUCAUUAACCAGUUCGGAAUCUUUACCAACAGUGGAGUGCAGUGAAUUUCAGAAUAUGGCUUUCUUACAGUCUUUGGCUAAGGAAGAUUUGGUAGAAGGUAUUAAAAGAAGAAUUCGAAUUAAAAAAUGUAAAAGUUUAGAAAAUCCACCUCUCAAAAUAACUAAGAAUGAGGCAACACAAAAUGUUAAGGUUGACUUCCAAGAUGAACUGUACAAGAAUACUCCAAAAUAUUCUUGUAACAGCUUAUCACCUGGAGUGGAAAAAAAUUGCAGUUUUGAAUCUCAUGAUUACAGUUUCCUCCAUUCUGAGGGUUUUAAUAAUGAAAACAACUUUGAACAUAAACCUCAUGGUGUAUGUAUGCACAUAGCAGAGAACUCUUCCAAGUUAAAGAAAGAAAACCUUAGGAAUCUUACGGAGAAGAAUGACACAAAAACUACUGCUAAACUCUUAAAAACUGAAGAAAAUGUAAUAGCCAGUAAGUUACUGCUUGAAGAAAGUCAUUUAUACCAAAGUAAAAACAAUGGCUUGAUUUCUUGCCUUCAAAGUGAAAAAACCAAAUAUUCAGUAGAGGAGAGCAGUGUUGGGAGAAAACACAGGAAAAAGAUGAAAUUGUCUGAAAAAGAAGAAAAAAAUAUUGAUCUUAAUUUCUCUAAUGUGUGUGACAAUUCUGAGUUGGUGUUACAAGAAAACCAAAUGGGUGUGGAAGGGAAAGAAACAGAGACCUUAGAGCCUAAAAAGAGUUUUCUAAAAGCUUUAAGAAAAACAAACCAUAACACACUCUCUCCAGUGGACCAUUUAUGUCUCCCAGAAACAGUAGGGAAAACAAGUCCCAGACAUCAGGUAAAUGCUGUGUUUCAGAAAACCCUUGAAUCACAUUUGAAAGAAGAUAUAAAAAAUGCUUCAGAGUCCUUAGGAUGCAGAAGUAUGGAGCCAGAAGAAUAUUUUAAAUCUAUGAUAAGCUCUGCAGUGAAAUCACCUAGUGAUGGUCACCAUAUGGGAAAAAGAUCUCCAUGGGAACAGUUGAGAAAUGAAACUGAAGAGUCAAAGGUAAGCUGUCGCAGAAUAAUACCAAUGACUGGUAAAAGAACUUGGCCUUUUUAUUCUUGUGCCAGAAUAUCAGCGCAGUGUUGGAAAAAGACGUCCCUGUCAGAUUUAAAUUACUCACUUCCAGGGUCUGUGGGAAAUGUUAGGCAACAUGAGUCUAUAAUACACCAAGUGAACGAAACUCACUUAACUGACUCCAAACUGUUACAACAGUCCUUAACAGAGGGAUCCAGUGGGUCCUCAAGUAAAGAAGUGUACAACCCUGAUUUAAAUUGUUUGUCUUCAGUUUCUUCAGCAGAACCUACUUUGAUGGUUGUAAAGGAAGCUAUACCCAGCAAUAAAAAGAUAAAGCUAGAGGAACCCAGCAGAAAUGGGACAGAGAUAGUUUCUAAUACUACUGAAGACACCCAAUUAAUUAAUGUAACUCAAAGCUUAACAGGAAAUAAGAAAAAGAGAGGGAAUUUAUCAAAACUUAAUUUGACAGUGGCAUCCCAAGAGAGCCAGGAAGCAAAUGACUUUGCAAACAAAACUGUCCAUCGGAAAGCUUGCAUUAGUAAGCAAACACUUGUGGCUCCAGACUUGGUUAAAAUAUUAAACACAGGACGGCUGACUCAUUUUAAAAUCCCUUUACUGAAGAACAAGACAGGAAAAAGAAAAGAAGUAAAUGCCAGGUCAUGUGAGAGAGAAGCUUACAGUCCCCUAGAGCUACUAGACAGUUUAUCUGGAAUAGAAGCAAAACAAAACAGGAAUAAGGAAAAUAUCUGCACAGCAACUUCAGGACCUCAGUCUUUGAAUAUACAUAAUAGUGUAAUUCCAGGGCAAGCUAGUUCUCACUCAUUCUACAAUAAGAAUUCCUGCACUUCUCCAAGCUUUGCAAAGAAAUGUUAUGAUAAUAAAGCAUAUAAUCACAUUUCUGAACCAGACAGUAAUUUUUCUAAUAAGGAGUCUAUUUCUCUUGAAAUUGAAAAUAAUACUUUUUCUUGUGAUCUUGGGUAUAUUGAGCAAAGUUCAUUCUGCUCUAAGGAACAAGAAGCAUUUGUGCCAGUUUCUUCUGAAGUUCGAGGUAGAGAAAUGACUAAAAGCAUUUCAGAAUUCAAAUUGGGGUUUCCAGAUAUCCUUAAAGCAUAUGAAGAUGAUGUCCUCUUGAUUGAUGUAAUUCAAGAUGACCCGGAGCUCUUUGGAAUCUCCAGUGAAGGGGAGCUCUCAUUUGCUUCAGAAGACUCCAAGAUAAGCCAGGAGCCCAGUGUACCCGAGGAGCACCCACCAGCAGACUUUAAGCCUAUUCAACUUCCAGGGACAAAAGAAUCAGGUGAUUUGAGUAAAGAAGUUGCCUUGCUGGACCCUGGAUUGCUGAAACCGGAGAUCUGUCCUUCCUUGUCAGCAGCAAAGGAGCCACAACAUGAUCCUAAAGGUGCAGCCAUCUCCUUAGAAGCUACUGAGGAGACUGUUGUAAGUGAAAACCUGGGAGACCUCAGUGAACAAGCGAGAACUUCAGACUCAGAUGCAAAGUGCAGCAGUUCAGACAAGGCAACUAUUAAAGAAGAGCAAGCGAAUACUCAGGAAGUUUGCAAAAGCAAAGAUUCUAAAGAUGCAGAGGUUGUGGUUAAUGAAUGUCAGUUAGAAACACUGGACCCCAAACCUCUCUGCUCAUCAGUCCUUCCUUUGAAUCUAAGCAGUCUUCAAGAAGAUGCAGUACCAGUUCCCUGGAUGAAUGAUUUCAGAUUUCCAGCAAGACACCCAGUCCUACAGCUGAAGAAUCCUGAAACAUGUGAAAUAUUUAAAAGAGAAAAAAAUAUGGGGGUGUUCCAGAAGCCCUUAGGGUUGGUGAUACCCUAUAGAUACUGCAAAUUUCAUUUUAAUACGUUACGUGGCUGUGAGCGAGCACAGUGCAAAUUCACCCAUGUGCCUGAGCAGGGAGAUGAAAAGAUCUGCAUGGAUGUUUUUAGGAAAUACAUAAGUCUCAAUGAGCAGCAUUUGCUACAGCGAGCAGCACACAUAUUUCUGGAGUACUACAGAAAGUUUCCCCCAGGGAUACACUUCAACUUACAAGUGCUAAAUGACCUUCUGAUUUCUUUACUCAAGCAUUGUUUAUUGAAAGAAGUCUUUCAGAUAGUGAAGCUCAGCAUAAUGGCUAAAAUGCUGCCUGCUCUGAAAAUAUUACUAAAAAUAUUUGAGUAUGUGGCAGCUGUGAAGUUAAGGAGUGCUGUGCCUGCUUUAAUUGAGAUUUUUUGCAAGUUCAUUGAUGCUGGGAUGGUGCCUGACUCAGAGCAUUUGAACUAUAUUGUCAAGCUUUUGUACCAAACACAGGCAUCCCAACAAGACAUAGCUGCAGUUCUGGAAGCCAAAUCCAGGUUACGAGUGAGGCAACUGAAAAAGAACUGGAAGUGUGAUUUAGACUCAGCCUUGAGUGAAGUGGAGACUUGUAAAGAACAAGGUGACUGGACCAAAUUGGGAAACCUGUACAUUAGCAUAAAAAUGGGCUGUGAAGAAUUUGCAGAUUUCCAGAGAUUCUGUGCUUGUGUUGCUGAAACGCUCACAAAAGAUAAUAAAGAAGAAAGGCCAGGUGUUCCUUUUUGUGAAUUUGCUGAAACAGUUAGCAAAGAUCCACAGUUCAGUGAGGUGGAUAAGACUUUGUUGGGGAGGAUCGGAAUAAGUGCUGUGUACUUCUAUCACAGACUGCUGCUGUGGUCCAAGGGAAGGAAGGUCUUAGAUACACUAUAUGAGCUAAAAAUACAUUUUACAAGUUUAAAAGGACUUACAGGACCUGAGAAAGUAGCACCAAGAUGUCAAAUUGUGAAUGUUGCAGCAGAAAUUUUUAUCAAAAGCGGGAGCCUAGAUGGUGCUCUUUGGGUACUGAGGGAAUCGGAAUGGAUAAUCAAUACACCACUUUGGCCUUGUGAUACAAUGGAUGUGCUUAAUCGACAUAAUUUGCUCUGUACCAUUGCACGUCAACUCCUGAGCAAGAAUCUUUACAGACAAACAUUUGAGGUUUUCCGGAAUCUACCAGGCUUUCAGAAUUCUCGAGAAACUGUGGAGGUUUCCCAGUAUAGCCUUCUUUUUAAUAAACUUCUAGAUGCCUGUAUAGAAAGUAACAGUCUUGUCAUAUCAUCUUCUGUAGCGGAGUUCAUGAUUUCGAAAAGCAUCCCUAUUGACUUUUCCUUUCUCAGGAGACUAAUCACUUCCUUAGGAAGGAGUUGUUUGUGGCUCAAAGCCAGGGCCCACUACAAAAGUGCUCUUUCCCUGGGUUGCUACCCACCAUUAGAGGAAAACUUAUACCAGAAACUUCUACUGGUUCCCUCCUACUUAUCCGAGAUUGAAAUGCUUUUAGCUAUCGAAAUAUUUCUGGUGUCUAAUGCUGGUAGUAUUCAGAGCCCGGGAACUUCCACACAAGUGCUACAGAUCGUUUUGAAAAGAUGUGAAGAAAACAGAUCUCGAAGCAAGGAUGACUAUCAGGCUGCAGUAGAAAGAUUGAUCAUGGCUGCUCGUAUAUCAGACCCCAAGCUUUUCAUUAAGCACAUGACUGUCAACAUUAACAAGGAGCAGGUGUACAGUUUGGAGCACUGUUCUGCCCUGAAAUGGCUGAAAGAGAAUAUGAAGUGGGCUGGAAAGGUCUGGCUUUUCACUAACCAUUAGUUAAUAAACGUGUUGUUGUUGGGUUUUUUUUUUAAGUUUAAGUAAUCAUUGUUGAAAAUAAAAGACAAUAAAAAUA